Triticum turgidum subsp. durum (durum wheat) is the source of this 984-nucleotide messenger RNA. The record is from the annotation of a GenBank genome assembly. NCBI's taxonomy places the organism in Eukaryota, Viridiplantae, Streptophyta, Magnoliopsida, Poales, Poaceae.
AUGCUCCUCUACCACCGCAUCGUCCCUCGCCUCCUCUCCCUCCCCUCCAGCCCCACCUCGAAGCUCCUCGUCCGCCCCUCCCGCCUCCCUCCUCGCCGCCCCUUCCUGCCUCGCUGCGCCGCGCUCUCAGCGCUCGCGGCCCCCCAAACCGUAGACCACUCCGACGCCGAAGAAUCCGCCGACCACCUCGACGCCGAAGAGCCCCAGGAGCCCCAGGAGCCGCAGGAGGUGCAGGUAAAGCUCCCUCUCGACCGGCUCUUCCUGCCACCGGGGGCGAGCGUGACCCCGGGGGACGAGGAGGUCGUAACCGCGCGGGUCCUCAAGGGCUCCAACAUCGUGCUGGGCACGUACGCGCGGGGCGAUGCGCAGGUGGUUAACGCGGAUUUCAUAAAGAGCAGCGUGCGACCCGAUGACUGCCCCAGGGAUGGGCUGCCCGAGUUCGCGCUCGUCGGCCGCUCCAACGUCGGCAAGUCGUCACUGCUCAACUCGCUCGUCCGCCGCAAGCGCCUCGCGCUCACUUCCAAGAAACCUGGAAAGACCCAGUGUAUCAAUCAUUUUAAAAUAAAUGACAGUUGGUACCUUGUUGACUUGCCUGGUUAUGGAUAUGCUUCAGCACCACAGGUAGCUCGUAAAGAUUGGGAUGAAUUUACAAGAAAUUACUUCCUCAGCAGAGAUAAUUUGGUGUCAGUUUUUCUCCUUAUUGAUGCAAGUAUUCCUGCUAAGAAGAUUGAUCUUGACUAUGCUAGUUGGCUUGGGCAAAAUAAGGUCCCAAUGACGCUCGUCUUCACAAAGUGCGACAAGCGCAAGAAGAAGAAAAACGGCGGCAAGAGACCGGAAGAAAACGUAGAAUGCUUCCAGAGCCUGAUCCGCGAAUAUUUCGAGGCGGCGCCUCCGUGGAUAAUGACGAGCAGCGUAACGAACCAAGGCAGAGAUGAGAUACUUCUGCACAUGUCUCAGCUCAGGAACUAUUGGCGCAAGCACUGA